AUGGACGUCAAGUUCUUCCACAUGUUCAUGUUAUAUCUCGAUGAUGUCUAUCCCCUUGACUCUAAUGUCCAGGAGGGGGUCACUGAAUUCACCAAGCACUUCACGUCCGACUCGGAGACACAGUCAAUCGAAAUCCUGAAAUACUUUGCUGAUCUCCUUACUGAAUCUUACCGAAUCUUUGGAAAGGUCACUGCUGACCUCGUUGUUCACAACGCCCUCAAGUUCCUUAGCGGUCUGAUUUUGGAAGUUGAGAGCAAGAACGAGCCUACCCAUCAAGUCGAAGAAUACGCCUUGUAUCUUCGCCAAUUAAGCGGAUUCGGUGAAGACGCCGCCAUAUUCGUUUUCCCUAGAGAGCUUCCUUAUAAAUGGUAUAUCCAAGCUCUUCCCUCUAUACAUGAUUUCAUCAAUUUCGGGAACGACGUUCUGUCAUUCUACAAAGAGGAAUGCGCCGGCGAGACACAUACUGUACUAUUACGACCGGAUAUUCACAUAAUGCAUAACAACCCCCCGUGA
This is a messenger RNA of Desarmillaria tabescens, 513 nucleotides long. RefSeq lists its product as uncharacterized. The record is from RefSeq and is a predicted model, not a curated record. NCBI's taxonomy places the organism in Eukaryota, Fungi, Basidiomycota, Agaricomycetes, Agaricales, Physalacriaceae. The transcript has 3 exons. The coding region runs from base 1 to 513 and encodes 170 amino acids.